UUUUACACCUGCGAGUAUUCGACGACAAACCGACGACCAGCCACGCCGACAAGAUGGGUGCCCUCAAGUACGUCGAAGAGAUCCAGAAGAAGAAGCAGUCCGAUGUGAUUCGCUUCCUGCUGCGUGUCCGUUGCUGGGAGCUCCGUCAGCUGAACGCUAUCCACCGCGCUUCGCGUCCUUCGCGCCCCGACAAGGCUCGUCGUCUCGGUUACAAGGCCAAGCAGGGCUAUGUCGUCUACCGUAUCCGUGUCCGUCGCGGUGGCCGCAAGAAGCCCGUUUCCAAGGGUGCCACUUACGGCAAGCCCACCAACCAGGGUGUCAACCAGCUCAAGUACCAGCGUGCUCUGAGCGCCACCGCUGAGGAGCGUGUCGGCCGUCGCUGCGCCAACUUGCGUGUCCUGAACUCCUACUGGAUCAACCAGGACUCGACCUACAAGUACUUCGAGGUCAUCCUCGUCGACCCCCAGCACAAGGCCAUCCGCCGGGAUGCCCGCAUCAACUGGAUCUGCAACGCGGUCCACAAGCACCGCGAGGCCCGUGGUCUCACCUCCAGCGGCAAGAAGUCGCGUGGUAUCAACAAGGGCCACCGCUACAACAACACCCGUGCUGGUCGUCGCCACACCUGGAAGCGCCAGAACACCCAGUCCUACUGGAGAUACCGUUAAGUGUAGAUGGGUGGUGUUGGGGGAAAAGGAUGAUCUCUUGGCGGAUGUUUCUAUAUCCAUCACGACUCGCUUCUUCUCUCUGCCGGGGGGCGAGCUUAAUGCAACAGAUCCCUUCGGAUUGGAUGCUAGCAAAAAACUUCCUCUUCUAAUUUUUCUUCAAUCGAGGAGCGGACCAGCUUUCUCGGGGUUCCUAACGAAGUAUGACGACUUUAUU
This is a messenger RNA of Aspergillus campestris IBT 28561, 879 nucleotides long. RefSeq names its product 60S ribosomal protein eL15. Gene Ontology annotation, biological process: cytoplasmic translation. NCBI's taxonomy places the organism in Eukaryota, Fungi, Ascomycota, Eurotiomycetes, Eurotiales, Aspergillaceae. The transcript is spliced from 5 exons. Gene Ontology annotation, molecular function: RNA binding; structural constituent of ribosome. Gene Ontology annotation, cellular component: ribosome; cytosolic large ribosomal subunit. The coding region runs from base 54 to 665 and encodes 203 amino acids. The record is from RefSeq and is a predicted model, not a curated record.